Purpureocillium takamizusanense is the source of this 1035-nucleotide messenger RNA. RefSeq names its product Proteasome endopeptidase complex (gene PRE1). Lineage: Eukaryota; Fungi; Ascomycota; Sordariomycetes; Hypocreales; Ophiocordycipitaceae. Gene Ontology annotation, cellular component: proteasome core complex; nucleus; cytosol. The transcript is spliced from 4 exons. The coding region runs from base 167 to 778 and encodes 203 amino acids. Gene Ontology annotation, molecular function: peptidase activity. The record is from RefSeq and is a predicted model, not a curated record. Gene Ontology annotation, biological process: proteasomal protein catabolic process.
CCCGUCGCCGCCUGUGAGCUGGCUAGCUGGUUGACGCGCAGCGCAUCAGCCUAGCGGGCGUAUCUGGCUGGGAGCUCGCCGGCUGCUGGAAGCUCACCUCCAUCGAACUGCCCACUGCCAGCCAGCAACCCCCAUCAAUCACCACAACGUAACACGCUCGAUCACCAUGGAGGUUCUACUGGGCAUCACGGGCAAGGACUUCGUCCUCAUCGCCGCCUCCAAGGCUGCGAUGCGAGGCGCCACCAUCCUCAAGGCCUCCGACGACAAGACGCGGCCGCUCACCAAGCACACCCUUCUGGCGUUCUCAGGAGAGGCGGGAGAUACAGUCCAAUUCGCCGAGUACAUCCAAAGAAAUGCCCAGCUCUACUCGAUGCGCAACGAGACCGACCUGUCGCCCUCCGGCCUCGCCCAUUUCGUACGCGGCGAGCUGGCCUCGAGCUUGCGCUCGCGACACCCUUACAACGUCAACCUGCUGAUGGGCGGCGUUGAUCCCAUCACGGGCAAGCCGCACCUCUACUGGCUGGACUACUUGGCGUCGCUGGCCGAGCUGCCCUAUGCGGCCCAUGGAUACGCACAAUACUACUGCCUGUCCAUCCUCGACAAGCACCACCACCCCGACAUCACGCUCGGACAGGGCAUCAAGAUUCUGACGAUGUGCACGGACGAGCUGAAGAGGCGGUUACCGAUCGACUUCAAGGGCAUGGUGGUCAAGGCGAUCAAGGCGGAUGGCAUCGUCGACGUAGAGUUCGAUGAUGACCGCGUGGUGAAGAGCGCAUGAGGAGGUGGCACGGUUAGGGGAGUGCAGGGACAUUUGUAAUAUUACGCUACGAGUAAAACGUAGACUAAACUUGACAAAAUGGGCAUAGGUGCACAGCUGAUGAAGAGACUUGAUGGGCCAUGAAGGGAGGAAGAAGGGCUAUGUAGGUGGCCGAGCGAGAGAGAGCAGUGAACGAGCCGGCCAACUGGGAGGCUAACCAACUAACCCGUAACACCGCCCUUCAGCCGAUCCUAUAACAUGAUGCCCGUAAUCCUAGC